UUAUUUGGAAAUAAUAUGAUCCUCAUAUGGCAACAUUCAUCAAGUAGCAUAUAAAAGACCCGGGCAUCAGUGGUUUAAAUGCCCGCUAUCGCUGUAAUAUCUUAAUUGCGUCUGGCCGCUCCGAGCAUGCAUCUCUCUCCUGUUGCCAAAAACUUUUUCCAUAUUUUCUUCAUAUUUAUGCUCCCUGAAUCGUAUGUACUUGCCUUUAACAUGACUCGUGACUCCGGCAGCUGGGCAAAGCAACACCCGGACCGGCAGGUGUGGUUCCUGCUCACCGCGGGUGGCAUGGCGGAGGCGGAGCUGCCUCGUGUUCUCCUGCGCCAGUACCCGAACCUUCACGUGGUGGAUGUCGACCUUGAAGACUUGUUCAGAGACAGUCCCCUCGUGCCGCUCUUCACCUCCCGCAAGUGGACUCGAGAGGACACCUGGCCCGUGGAGCUGCUGAGCGAUAUGCUGCGGGUGCUGGUGCUGUGGCGGUGGGGCGGCGCGUACAGCGACACAGACGUGCUCAGUAUUCGGCCCCUCACGCUGCCUAUCAACGCCCUGGGCUUCGAGAAUCCCGGCCUGAUCGGCAGUGCCUUCUACAGCUUCCACGCUCAACACCCAAUGCUCCUGGACUUGAUGGAAGACAUGCAGGAAAAUUUCAAACCCAAGCUGUGGGGAAGCAUUGGACCACUUGCCAUUAGCAGGGUGGUUAAGAAGAUCUGUAAGAAGAACCUAAAGGAAUUAUCAGAAAAGGCCCCAACGAACUGCCCAGGGCAAUUCACACUCUACCCAAGGCGCACCUUCUAUCCAAUUCCUUACGACUCUUAUAGAACAUUCUUUAAACCAGGAGGAGGCAAGGACUUUGACGAGAUAUUCAAGGAGACCUUCACAUUGCACCUCUGGAACAAAAUGAGCAAGGGUACAGAGAUGAAAGUUAACUCCAGCAGCAUAUACGAGGUGGCGGCCAGAAAAGUCUGUCCCUUCACCUUCCAGAUCGUUACAGCAGAGUCAGAUGUUUUCUGAUAUGUUUUUGUAUGUAUAAUUUAGUAAUUUAUUUAUUACAUGCCUCCAUCACAUGUGUAUUUGCUCAUGCAUGAAAAUAUUAAAUUUCUCCAUUCCUAUCUCAUCAGGUCAACACACACACACACACACACACAGCAGUUUGGAAUCCCCAUUUGAAAAAACAUAUAUUAAGAAGAUUGAGAGUACAAAGGGCUGCUAUGCAAUGGGUAGCCAGCCUAAGAGAUUUAACUUAUGAGGAAAGACUGGAGAAGCUGAACCUGCCAACUCUGGAGGAGAUAAGGAAAGGAGACAAUAAGGUUAUAUAAGAGAGAUGUAAAGGAAUAUAUAUCACAUGGGAAAAUAACUUCAAGAGGAGACAGUAGAAAGAUAUUCAAGAAAAGAGGUAAUAAAGAUGUUAGAAAUUUCAGUUUUUCAAAUAGAGCUGUUGAUCAGUGGAAUGCAUUACCAGAUGAAGUUGUGUGUGUGUGUCAACAACAUCCACAGAUUAAAGAUUUGUAUAAUAAAUUGGUUUAAAAAUUGGGACAAUUCGAACCUGCUCAAUCCUUUAAAACUACAGUAAGGUAAGAACACAUGAAUACAUAUACAGGUAACUCUCGAUUUACGCGAGUAUUGUGUCCUUGAAGAGGUCGCGUAAAUCAAAAACAAUGUAAAUCAAACAAGAGUUAGGUUUGUACCUUUAUUGCCUACUGUAUCACUCUGACUCCUCUCCCUCUCGUGGUUCCUCCUCUGGCUGCCCUUACCCUCGUGGUAGCACUGUUGUUGUUGAGUAGCGUGGCAGCGUGGGUACUGUAUUGUUGUUCAAGUGGCGCGCGGGAAGAACUGAGCUCAGCUGUGUGGCCGUGGCGCUGUGUGAGUCCAGUUGCAUGAGACAUCUGGUGGCCACUCCAUAAAAUAUCGCAUAUAAGUGAAAAAAACGUGUAAAUUAAACAUUUAUUUGGAUUUUGGACAUGCGUUAUUUCAAAAACACGUAAACCAAACUCACAUAAAUCGAGAGUUACCUGUAUAAGUUUAAUAAAACAAUGAAAUCA
Molecule: messenger RNA, 2036 nt
Organism: Eriocheir sinensis (Chinese mitten crab)
Lineage: Eukaryota; Metazoa; Arthropoda; Malacostraca; Decapoda; Varunidae
Product: lactosylceramide 4-alpha-galactosyltransferase-like
Exons: 4
Coding region: 127-1008 (293 amino acids)
Biological process (GO): glycosphingolipid biosynthetic process
Molecular function (GO): hexosyltransferase activity
Source: RefSeq, a predicted model, not a curated record